This is a messenger RNA of Caenorhabditis angaria, 611 nucleotides long. Lineage: Eukaryota; Metazoa; Nematoda; Chromadorea; Rhabditida; Rhabditidae. The record is from the annotation of a GenBank genome assembly.
AUGAGAAAACUUGUUAUUCAGAAAGCGAAUGUUAGGAAGAAGAAUAAUCGGAGGUUUGGUGGCUUCAUGUAGUCGAAAUAUAUCAACAAGUUCGUUUAGAAAUCAAAAAUUAUUGACGAAUGAACAAAUUCAGGUGACACCAAGAGCAGUUCAAAGAUUGAAAGUGAGUUUGCAUUUCGAAAAUAACAAAUUUUUAAAAUAUUGUUCAGGAAAUAACUGAAAAUGGUGAACGUCUUCGAGUUGAAGUUGACGGAGGUGGAUGUUCAGGUUUCGAAUAUAAAAUAAGAUUGGAUGCAAAAUUGAAUAAUGAUGAUCUUAUUUGGAAAUCUGAAGAUGGUAAUGCUGAAAUUGUAGUUGAUGAAGUAGGUUGACUCUUGUUUUUACAUAGGAAAAAUCAUUGUUUAUAUUUAACUUUCCAUUUAUUUUUAUCAGUAAUUUCAAAACUUAUAUUUUUUUAAACAAAUAUUUUUCAGUUGUCAAUUGGUUAUAUGAAAGGAGCAACUGUCGAUUUUGUAGAAGAUCUCAUGAAAUGCUCAUUUCGAAUUGUUAAUAAUCCAGUCGCUGAAAAAGGCUGCUCAUGUGGAUCAAGUUUUGCACUGAAAAUGGAUUAG